Prunus armeniaca (apricot) is the source of this 1608-nucleotide messenger RNA. Lineage: Eukaryota; Viridiplantae; Streptophyta; Magnoliopsida; Rosales; Rosaceae. The record is from the annotation of a GenBank genome assembly.
AUGUGGGUGGCUACAGUACCUCAGCAACCGGCCGGCCCGGUUCCGACGAUCUUUACCGCCCGCCCAAACCCGAAACUCGUGUGUCGGUAUCUUCCGAAACCGAAAUCGUUUCGUUUCGGAGCUUUCGGUAUCCGGCUCCGCCUUAACAAGUACAAAGUGUCGGCGGUGAAGAAGCAGCUCCCCGAGUUAGAGACUCAGAAACCAGAUAGUGAGAAAUUAAGGGUAGGACAAGAGAAAGGUGAAGGUUUUGAUUUGGGAUGGUUACCUGCUUUUCCUCACGUGUUUAUAGCUUCCAUGUCCAAUUUUCUCUUUGGUUAUCACAUUGGAUGGUCCUAUUGUUUUCAAUCGCCCGCGAACUGGGUUUUUGAAGGAAACUCGAUUCUUGAGGGACUUGUAGUGAGCAUAUUCAUUGUUGGUGCCUUCCUCGGAAGCAUAGGCUGCGGUUUUAUAGUUGAUAAACUUGGCUGUAGGAGGACCUUUCAAAUUGCUACAAUUCCUCUGAUUCUGGGUGCAUUGAUAAGUGCACAAGCUCAUUCCUUGGAUGAAGUAAUUUUGGGCAGAUUUCUUGUUGGCCUUGGCAUAGGUGUUGAUACUGUUCUUGUUCCAAUCUAUAUCUCAGAGAUUGCUCCAACAAAAUAUAGGGGUUCAUUGGGAGCCUUGUGUCAAAUUGGCACAUGCCUUGGGAUUAUUUCAUCACUGUUUCUUGGCAUUCCCUCUGAAAGUGAUCCACACUGGUGGAGGACGAUGCUUUAUAUUGCAAGUAUCCCUGGUUUUAUCCUCGCUCUUGGAAUGCAGUUUGCUGUAGAUAGCCCCCGUUGGCUAUGCAAGGUAGGGAGAUUGAACGAUGCUAAAGCAGUUAUAAAAAAUGUGUGGGGAGCAUCUGAGGUUGAAAAGGCAAUUGAAGAAUUUCAGUCAGUUAUCAAGAAUGAUGGUAGUGAUUUGGACAGCAGCUGGUUGGAACUUUUGCAGGAGCCAAACUCUAGAGUUGCAUUCAUUGGUGGUUCCCUUUUUGUACUUCAACAGUUUGCGGGUAUAAAUGGAGUUCUUUACUUUUCAUCAUUGACUUUUCAAGAUGUCGGAAUCACAAGUAGUGCUUUGGCAAGCUUGCUUAUUGGAGUUACCAACUUUGCAGGGGCACUUUGUGCUUUGUACUUGAUUGAUAAGCAAGGGAGGCAGAAGCUCUUGAUUGGAAGUUACUUGGGAAUGGCAGUUUCAAUGUUUCUUGUGGUAUGUGCUAUCAGUUUUCCAAUAGAUGAGCAACUAAGUGACAACUUGUCAAUACUGGGAACUGUCAUGUACAUAUUCACCUUUGCAAUAGGUGCUGGCCCAGUUACUGGUCUUAUCAUACCCGAACUUAGCAGCAACCGGUCACGUGGGAAGAUUAUGGGAUUCAGUUUUUCUGCUCAUUGGGUUUGCAACUUCUUAGUGGGUCUAUUUUUCCUCGACUUAGUGGAGAAAUUUGGAGUUGCUCCAGUUUAUGGUACCUUCGGUGCAGUCUCCUUGUUGACGGCAAUAUUUGCUACCUACUUCAUAGUUGAAACUAAAGGCCGCUCCCUUGAGGAAAUUGAAAUGUCACUAAGCUCUGAUUUCAUGUCUAGAGACAAGUGA